Vigna unguiculata (cowpea) is the source of this 966-nucleotide messenger RNA. RefSeq lists its product as uncharacterized. Lineage: Eukaryota; Viridiplantae; Streptophyta; Magnoliopsida; Fabales; Fabaceae. The record is from RefSeq and is a predicted model, not a curated record.
GGGUUCUCUUUUCUUCUACGAGGUGCUUAAAGCCUCGUAGUAGAAUCAAGAAACCCUUUUCUUCACUAUUAAUAUUGUAAGUACACAUAGUUUGAGAAAUGGAGGUGCAUUCUUCUGUUGUGGCAAAGAGAUUAUGGAAUGUGAUGAGGGUAACCUUCUUCAUGAUAAGGAAGGGUCUUAUAUCAAAGAGGAAGAUGAUCAUGGACACGAACUUGAUGAUGAAGAAAGGGAACGUCAGAAAAUCUCUGAGCAAUCUCAUGUCAUCACAUCACCACCACCACCACCAGAAGAACAACAACCCUGUGAGUGUGACACGUGGUGGCUUAGGGGUGCAUUAUGAAUUCUCAUGCAGCAAUAGUCCAAACCCUGUUUUCUUCCACAUGCCAAAACGCAAGCACCAUUUCAACUUUCCCUGUAUCCAUGCCCCUGAAGUUGUCGAUGACGAACACCGUUUUUCGUUCGAGGUUGAAACUGAUGUGCCUAAGGGUGUGGUUACCCUGCCAAAAACCCCAGAUUACAUGUUCAACAUAUUUGUCCCUGGAGAGAAAAAGAGCCCUCUUCUCUCACCGUUUUCUGUGAGGGUGUCCAAUUAUUCUGCAUUGGAUGAAAGUGAAGAAACUGGAAACGAUCAUGUCGAUGAUCAGGCUGAGGAUUUUAUCAGAAGGUUCUACGAACAGCUUAGGUCGCAGAGUCCCGUGCAGUUCCUAGGUUACUAAGUGAUGUAAGGAAGAAACCGACACCAUGUAGUUGUAGUAAUAAUGACGCGUUGCACUUGUUGAGACCAUUUCAUGGGAUUUUGCUGUCCCAAAUUCUGCAUUUCGUUGUCUGUGUAAAUUGGUGUCGUGCUGUUUAUUACAUUACAUGAUCGUUUUUGGACAUUGAAUAUUUUUGUUCUCAUUCUGUACUUCAGUUGUUUCAUUUGUCACUAUAGAAACCUAAAUGAAAUGAAUUACUAUUUUGUCGUAA